AGAGGCGCAGUGAGCGUGAGUGUGAGUGUGGAGUGAACAGACUGCAGCUGAAGCAGGGAACAGGCUCGAGUUUCACCUCACAGAUCACUACAACGCUGACACUGGAGCUCAUGAGGACACACUCAGAUGGCACGACACAACACUAGAGCCUUCCGAGCCACCUGCACACAGCACUAGAAACCAUGCGUUUAACUCCUCAAACAGAACUCCUUUUUCCAUAUUGAAUAACCUGCUCUCUGAGUAAGACUUGGACUAAAGUUUUUUUUUUUUUUUGGAAGAAUUAUUAUCCAACCUGUUUUCAACUGAUGGUUAGAUUAUAAGUUUGUUGAAAAAGCGAUUUGGAAGAAGUCAGGUUAGCCGGAUCUCAGUACAAUGGAACAGGACAGUAAAGUUCCUCGCGAUGCUCCUGGAGGAAGGACUUGUGCCGAGCAUCCGUGUAAAAGCGGCGCGGUGGCGGUGUGUGUGGCGCUCUGCCUCUUCUCUCUCGGAGUGUGUGUGCUGGUGUAUCUGCGCACCUCGGAGCUACAGGCAAGGGUCAACAGCAUGGAGAAGCACCGAGAGCCUCAGUACACAGCCUGGAUGUUUCUCGAGCAGGUGGAACCAGUGCUUCUAAACCGCCUGGAUCAGAUGCUGGAGGAGAAGUUAGCGUCUCGUCUGCCGAAGACCAGAGAGACUCGGGAUGUCUCCCAUGCCUGUCUGUGUCCACCAGGGCCUCCUGGUCCUCCUGGACGAGCUGGCUUUCCGGGAGACAAAGGAUCAAUGGGCAUUCCUGGAAGAAUGGGCUUAAAGGGAAGCACAGGGGAAAAGGGAGCUCCAGGAGAGCCAGGUCUAUCUAUCAUUGGCCCACGAGGACCUCCUGGUCAGCCGGGCACUAGAGGAUUUCCUGGCUUUCCGGGUCCGAUUGGCUUGGAUGGCACACCUGGACAAAAUGGUCAGAAAGGGGACAUGGGCCCACCUGGUCCCAAAGGACUUCCUGGUGAACCAGGUCCAAAAGGGGAAAAGGGUGUGUGUGGUGAUUAUACACAUCGGAUGUUGCCCAUCACCGUGCGCAACAUGCCCUCAAUAAGCCCUCUAAUUCUAAAGCGCCUCAAGCAGGGCGAACCUGGAGCACAGGGACCACCGGGCCCUCCUGGCCCCCCAGGGCCUCCUGGUAGCCAAGGAUUGACUGGUGCUAAUGGGCCACCGGGAAAACCUGGAGAACCUGGAAAACCGGGAAAAGACCUAAGGAUGUUGACAGGAAUGAAGGGAGAGCCAGGUGUACCAGGCCAAAAGGGUGACCGUGGUGAGACAGGGUUAACUGGACCUGAAGGCCUAAAGGGAUCCAAAGGAGAUCAAGGACAUAAGGGAGAGGAGGGGAGGAUAGGUGUUGCAGGAGAGAAAGGAGAGAAGGGUGAGAGAGGGAUGCCUGGGAUGCCUGGAAAACAAGGAGUGAAGGGAAAUCUUGGUUUUCCAGGGGCUCCUGGAUUAAAGGGUCAGACAGGUAUUUCCGGUAUACCCGGGAAACGAGGCUAUAAGGGUGAAAAGGGGGAACCAAGCUCUUCGGGUGUUGGCAUUAAAGGAGAACCUGGAGUGCCGGGAAUGCCUGGAUCCAAGGGUGAAAAAGGUGAUCAAGGCAUUAAGGGUGAAACAGGAACUGAAGGCCAACCUGGACCAAGAGGUCCUCCAGGUGCAACAGGGGAACCAGGAAAAAUGUUGAUCAACAACAACGAGAAUGAUAUUCGAAAUGUGCAUUUAAUGGGCCCACCUGGUCUACCAGGGCCUCCCGGGUUACCUGGAUCCAAGGGUGAAGUUGGACUGCCUGGGCCUCCUGGUCUUGAUGGCGAAAAGGGUCCUCGGGGAAAACCAGGAGAGCCUGGACCCGCUGGCCCAUCUGGACCUGAAGGGCCACGAGGAGAGGGAGGAAUUAUGGGCUUACCAGGCCCUAAAGGGGAUAAAGGAGACAUGGGUCCGUCUGGUUCACCUGGUUUAGAUGGCCCUACUGGUGAAAAAGGGGCUCAAGGGGCUCCUGGCCCCAUUGGAUUACCAGGCUCAAUGGGUCAGAAAGGUGAAGCAGGAGAGAAUGGAGAAAAAGGAGACCAGUUCUAUGGCCCACCAGGACCUCCAGGACCUGCAGGACCCGUGGGGCCGAUGGGACCUCCGGGAUUGUCAGGGCCAAAGGGGGAGCCAGGUUUUGGUAUAAGAGGAGAGAAAGGAUCACCUGGACAGAAAGGAGAUAAAGGCGACAGGGGUCAUCUUGGACUACCAGGAGCUCAUGGUUUAGAUGGCAAGCCUGGUCCAGUGGGUCUUAUAGGGCCGCCUGGUAUACCUGGACCAGCAGGACCAAAAGGAGAGCGGGGUGAGAAAGGAGAAAUGGGAGUAGCAGGACCAAGAGGGCCUCAAGGCAUCCCUGGCUUAGUAGGACCACCAGGACUAAAAGGAAACCGGGGGGAGAGGGGCAAGAGAGGCAACAGGGGGGCCAAAGGGGAUAAGGGAGACCAAGGAGCCCCAGGAUUAGAUGCCCCUUGUCCUUUGGGUGAUGAUGGUCUACCAGUACCAGGAUGUUGGAAUAAAGGUCAGAAUCCUUUCCAGCUGGCUAAGAAGUAACAACAAACUGAGACCCACCGCUUCUUGGUGAGGUUUCAUACUAAGC
Messenger RNA from Clarias gariepinus (North African catfish), 2629 nucleotides. RefSeq names its product collagen, type XIII, alpha 1 (gene col13a1). The record is from RefSeq and is a predicted model, not a curated record. The coding region runs from base 373 to 2583 and encodes 736 amino acids. The transcript is spliced from 44 exons. NCBI's taxonomy places the organism in Eukaryota, Metazoa, Chordata, Actinopteri, Siluriformes, Clariidae.